UCCACCUCCCCCUUCGCCGGGCCCGGUCGGUUCGUGAUUCAGCUGAAGAGCUGUGCCCCUCUCCGGUCAGACAGCAUCUCCUGACCCCCGCUGGAUGCCCGAUCUCCGCCUGUGCGGGUGGAGGAGGCCCUGCUUGAGCGGUGAGGAACGGCACAGCCCUGCCCUGUCCCGGUGCCCUUUCCCCGUUGCAGUCCCCGACAGAAACGCUGCUCCACGGCAGGCCACUUCUGCAGGGGCACCCGUGGGUCCUGCUGGCCUGGCGGGUGUUUCUGUCUGGUACUUGAAGAUCGCGGAUCAGUGCUGAAAAUCUGUGGGCCAGUAUUUUUUCAAGAAGGAAAAAAAAAAAAGUACUAAUAACGAGCAUCACUUCAUUUUGUUAUAAAAUCAGUUUUGCUUGCCGUUGAAAGGCCGAAAAUGCAUCAGCAGAAAGGAAUUCGGAGUACAGGUGGCAUCCGUAGAAUUAUGCGUGGGCCACAAUUCAUCAAAAGCAGAGAAACAAAGACCCCCCAAUUAAAGCAUUUAGAAUGAACUUAGGUUCAUAUAUUGACUAGAAUAAAAUAAAUAAACCAAGGCUUUUUUUUAUCUGGGAAUCAGUGGGCUUAGUUGUGAAACUAGAACUGUGAUCUUUUUGAUGAAAAGGCCCCAUCCCCUUGUGUCCUACCUAACAGAUUUUCUUAGCAGUCGGUCAAGCUUGCUUUGGCUGUCAUAAUGACAUGCAAUCUGCUGGAUUUCUUAGUAUGCCUGAAUAUAGGAAGGAAAUACUUAGCAAUGGAUCUGGUUCUGUAGGGCUCAUUUAUAUUUUCAGGAGUAGGCUCUUUAUAGAGGUAUUCACACUAACAUCUGUGUAGCAAAUAAUGAUGCUAAUGUGUGUUUGCUGUUGUUGGAAUUUUUUUUUCUUAUAGGGCACAACUAUCUUCUCUCACUUGUGUAUCUCUGAGAGUCUAAAACACAAUUUCUUGACUUUAUAGCUAAUUGUUUUGUAUCAACUCGGGUAACUCUAAUGGUUUUGUUCAUCUUUUUUGUGUAUGCUGCUUUGAUAUAUGUUUCUCACCUCCAUUUUAGGAUUAUGCUAAGGAAAGAUAUGGAGUGUCAUCAAUGAUACAAUCCCAAGAGAAACCAGAUAGAGUUUUGAUUCGAAUAAAAGACUUGACAGUGGAGAAGGCUGAUGAAGUGGUUUGGGUUCGUGGCAGAAUUCAUACAAGCAGAGCUAAAGGGAAGCAGUGUUUCUUAGUCCUGCGUCAGCAGCAGUUUAAUAUCCAGGCUCUUGUGGCUGUGGGACAGCAUGCAAGCAAGCAGAUGGUAAAGUUUGCUGCCAACAUCAACAAAGAGAGCAUUGUGGAUGUAGAAGGCGUUGUGAGGAAAGCACAUCAGAAAAUAGGAGGUUGUACUCAGCAAGAUGUUGAGCUUCACGUUCAAAGGAUCUAUGUGAUCAGUUUAGCUGAACCCCGCCUGCCUUUACAGCUGGAUGAUGCUGUUCGGCCAGAAGUGGAAGGAGAGGAGGAUGGAAGAGCUACUGUAAACCAAGAUACAAGACUGGACAACAGAGUCAUUGAUCUGAGGACCUCCACUAGUCAGGCAAUCUUCUGCCUUCAGUCUGGUAUUUGUCAGCUUUUCCGAGAAACACUUAUUCACAAGGGAUUUGUGGAAAUUCAGACUCCCAAAAUCAUUUCAGCUGCCAGUGAAGGAGGAGCCAAUGUGUUUACUGUAUCAUACUUCAAAAGCAGUGCCUACCUGGCUCAGUCCCCACAGCUGUACAAGCAGAUGUGUAUAUGUGCUGACUUUGAAAAGGUUUUUUGCGUUGGGCCAGUAUUUAGAGCUGAGGACUCCAAUACACACAGACACCUGACUGAGUUUGUUGGUCUGGAUAUUGAAAUGGCUUUUAACUAUCACUAUCAUGAAGUGGUAGAUGAGAUUGCAGAUACCUUGGUGCAGAUAUUCAAGGGACUUCAGGAAAGAUUCCAAACUGAAAUUCAGACAGUGAACAAACAGUUCCCGUGUGAGCCAUUUAAGUUUUUGGAGCCAACUCUGAGGCUGGAAUACCGUGAAGCUGUGGCCAUGCUUAGAGAGGCUGGUGUUGAAAUGGGUGAUGAAGAAGAUCUGAGCACACCUAAUGAAAAGCUUCUGGGACGCCUGGUAAAGGAAAAGUAUGAUACGGACUUCUAUAUUCUUGACAAAUAUCCUCUUGCUGUGAGGCCUUUUUAUACAAUGCCAGACCCAGUAAACCCUAAAAACUCUAACUCUUACGAUAUGUUCAUGAGAGGGGAAGAGAUCUUGUCCGGAGCUCAGAGAAUUCACGAUCCUCAGCUGCUGACAGAAAGAGCCCAGCAUCAUGGCAUCGAUUUAGAGAAAAUAAAGGCUUACAUCGAUUCCUUUCGUUUUGGUGCACCUCCACAUGCAGGUGGUGGAAUAGGGCUGGAAAGAGUAACCAUGCUGUACCUAGGGCUGCAUAAUGUUCGUCAGACCUCCAUGUUCCCACGGGAUCCCAAACGACUGACACCCUAACAUGAACUGCUUUUGAAAGUUUGAGAUGAUUUGCCCUGCAAAUAUGAUACAAUUGCAAGCAUAUCCCCUGCUACUGUUGAACGUCUAUUGAUUUGAGUAUUAUAAUAUACAAUUAAAAAAAAAAGAACAUCUCGUUUACUAAAGUGCCACAAUAUUUUUUUUUAUCCUUAGCUGUUUAUUUAAAAGAAAAUAUUUUCACAGAUCAAGACUCUUUGUAUUGGCAACUGUGCACAUUUUUAAUGAAAAUGUGAUACUUUGAGUUAGUAUUCUUAGUGUCACAGUAAACUGAAUCAUGUUUCUAAACAUUUUAAUAAAUUAUGCAAUAAAAAUUCUGCAUUUUUAACUUAUGUCAGCAAGGUUGAAUAUUCUGAAUUACAGAAUUGGCUCAAAGCUAAAAUAACUGGAUGCUUGCAAUUUGAAAAUCAGGAGGAAACCAGCCAAUUGUUAAUUUACAUGAGUGUCAGGUAGAGAAGCAGGUGAGAAGAAGAGUCUUCUUAACAAAAAGGCUUCAUAUGAAAUUGUGAAAAUAGAUUGCAAUAAAUCUCUCAAAG
Messenger RNA from Haliaeetus leucocephalus (bald eagle), 3053 nucleotides. It is a transcript of the gene DARS1, whose product is annotated as aspartyl-tRNA synthetase. The record is from RefSeq and is a predicted model, not a curated record. Gene Ontology annotation, molecular function: ATP binding; RNA binding; aspartate-tRNA ligase activity. The transcript is spliced from 15 exons. Lineage: Eukaryota; Metazoa; Chordata; Aves; Accipitriformes; Accipitridae. Gene Ontology annotation, biological process: aspartyl-tRNA aminoacylation. The coding region runs from base 1096 to 2502 and encodes 468 amino acids. Gene Ontology annotation, cellular component: cytosol; aminoacyl-tRNA synthetase multienzyme complex; cytoplasm.